Bacidia gigantensis is the source of this 750-nucleotide messenger RNA. RefSeq lists its product as uncharacterized. Gene Ontology annotation, biological process: positive regulation of DNA-templated transcription, elongation; positive regulation of transcription by RNA polymerase I. Bases 1 to 750 code for a protein of 249 amino acids. Gene Ontology annotation, cellular component: CTDK-1 complex. The transcript has 2 exons. The record is from RefSeq and is a predicted model, not a curated record. NCBI's taxonomy places the organism in Eukaryota, Fungi, Ascomycota, Lecanoromycetes, Lecanorales, Ramalinaceae.
AUGGCCGACCCUUUCGAUGUUCGAAUGCGGUUUACCCACCAGCUUCAGAACUUGAAUGCAUCGAGUACUGCCUCCCAAAAAGCAGCCCACUAUGCACUCAAGAACCGCGAUAUGGACGAGGACCUGCAUUCGUGCAUCCUAGAGCAGCUUGAAUUGACUUCAAUGAACAUAAGAGCAAACAUCAUGUAUUUCAUCGAGCACCUUUGCGACAUGGCUCAGCGUGAACAAUACCCCGGCUACGUGACAAUGAUGCAGCGAGAUAUCGUACGAGUUGUGGACGCUGUUUCACCAGCAGACGGCUCCGGAGCCGCAAAUCUCAAGGUCGUACGCAAGGUGCUGCUAGGAUUACAGAGCAAAAGUGUUUUACAGUCGCAAACCGUGCAAGAAAUAGAAGAGGGAUUGAAGGAACGAGAUACAAUCUCUGGGCCCAAUGCGGCCCUCUCCCCUCGUUCUCCGAAUACUGUGAACACUCUCAACGCUCCCAGUCGCGACGAUCAUUCGGUUCAUGCCGGAUCAAAAGCGAACGGUGUCACUACUCGACUAGACAAGCGGCAGAUAGAGCAGAGAAUCGAGGAAGAUAGAGAAAGGCACAAGCGAUUGAGGGAAGAUAUCUGGGCCGUGGGAGGAGAUGAAAACCAGGAUGAGGAAUUUGAGAAGAUGUGGGAAGAAGUCAGUGAUCUUGGGUCAGAUGAUUAUUUGCAAGCGGAAGAAGAGGCGGAGGAGCGAAGAUUAGCAUUGGAAAUGGGGUGA